UUAUGCUCACUGUACCAGUUCCAGCAGUUCCAUCCGUGUAAUCAUGAAUACAGUGAUCCACCGUAGGCCCCUGCUAGCUCUAGUAGCGGUGUUGACGUUCCUUCUCCGAGCAGUAGCGACGGCGGCCGCGAGUGGCCAUGCCGCGGACCGCAUCGACCGUCUGCCGGGACAGCCGGCGGUGGACUUCGACAUGUACUCCGGGUACAUCACGGUGGAGCAGAGCGCCGGACGGUCGCUGUUCUACCUGCUGCAGGAAGCGCCCGAGGAGGCCCAGCCGGCGCCGCUGGUGCUCUGGCUCAACGGCGGGCCCGGCUGCUCCUCCAUCGCCUACGGCGCCUCCGAGGAGCUCGGCGCCUUCCGCAUCAAGCCGCGUGGCGCGGGGCUGUUCUUGAACGACUACCGGUGGAACAAAGUGGCGAACAUCCUCUUCUUGGACUCGCCAGCCGGCGUCGGGUUCUCGUACACCAACACCACCUCCGACCUCUACACCUCAGGCGACAACAGAACAGCUCAUGACUCCUACCGUUUCUUGGGGGAAUGGUUCGAGAAGUUCCCGCAUUAUAAGUACCGUGAUUUCUACAUUGCUGGGGAGAGCUAUGCAGGGCAUUAUGUCCCGGAGUUAUCCCAGCUCAUCCACAGGAGAAACAAGGGCGUCAACAAACCCAUCAUCAACUUCAAAGGCUUCAUGGUCGGAAAUGGUCUAAUCGACGACUACCAUGACCACCGUGGCAAGUUCCAGUUCUGGUGGAACCACGGGCUGGUCUCCGAUGACACAUACCGCCUCCUCAACGACGCCUGCCUCCAUGAUUCAACCGUCCAUCCAUCGCAUGCGUGCGCUGCCGCGCUCAACAUCUACAAGGGCGAGCACGGCAACAUCGACUUGUACAGCAUCUACACACCCACCUGCAACGAGACGGCGGCGAGCCGACGGCGGCCAAAUGGACGCUACCCCUGGAUGACCGGAUCGUAUGACCCGUGCACGGAACGAUACUCCACGGCGUAUUACAACCGGCUGGAUGUGCAGAGGGCUCUCCACGCCAACGUGACCGGCGCCAUAAACUACACCUGGGCGACCUGCAGUAACACCAUCAAUAGAAACUGGCGUGAUGCUCCGAGCUCCAUGCUUCCUAUUUACAAAGAGCUUAUUGGAGCUGGUCUAAGGAUAUGGGUCUUCAGCUGCUAUCAAGGUUGCAAUCCUAUUGAGAUGGUGACAUGCAAGAAAACUGUAUAGGCAUCUCUCGACCGAAGAAGACAAACAUGGAGAAUUGUAUAGGCAUUUCAAUUGCCUAAUCGGUUUCUCCCACUACCGUGCACAUUCGCUGAACUGGGAUUAACUGGACAUCCCAAGAUAGUCUGUCCAACCUGGAGUAAACUUUCUCGGAGGAGCUUAAGGCAAUUGUGUUUGGUUUACCUGAAGGAAAGGCUCCGGGUCCUGAUGGUUUUACUUCCUCCUUCUACAAAAAAAUAUUGGCCAGUGAUUAAGGAUAACUUGCUCUUGGCGAUCAAUCAGCUACACAAUCUAUGGAAUCUGCUAAAUUUUGCACACAUCUCCCUAUUGCGAAAAGGAGAGGUUGCCUGUAGGGUGAAUGAUUUUAGACCAGUGAGUCUGAUGCACUCGGUUGCCAAAUUGGUUUGCAAGAUGAUGGCAAACAGAUUGGCCCCUUGCCUUCAGUACAUGAUCCCCACAGCGAAAGCGCUUUUAUAAAGACACGCAACAUUCAUGAAAAUUUCUUAUAUGUCAAAAAAACGAUAAAAGUCUUGCAUGCUAAGACGAUACCCUUUCUUUUUUUCAAGUUGGAUAUUGCGUGCGCCUUCGAUUCGGUCUCAUGGGAAUAUAUGUUGGAGCUGAUGGAAAGGUUGGGGUUUAGCC
Messenger RNA from Lolium rigidum, 1870 nucleotides. Its product is annotated as serine carboxypeptidase 2-like. The transcript is spliced from 8 exons. Lineage: Eukaryota; Viridiplantae; Streptophyta; Magnoliopsida; Poales; Poaceae. The coding region runs from base 44 to 1231 and encodes 395 amino acids. Gene Ontology annotation, cellular component: vacuole. Gene Ontology annotation, biological process: proteolysis. Gene Ontology annotation, molecular function: serine-type carboxypeptidase activity. The record is from RefSeq and is a predicted model, not a curated record.